CUGUUGAUGGAUCAGUGAGCCCGUGUUCAUGCCAGUGAGCUGCUUGGCUCAGAUACUGAUAUUUUCUUUCCAAACAUCAUAAGAAGUGAUUGAGCCACGAGUACUGAAGGAAGGGCUCCUGGAGUUGUGGUGUGAAGAGAAGGAUCACCAGAUCAGAGGACGGUGUGGGGCAGCAGUGGAGAGAUGGCAGCAUUUGUAUGAAGUUUGAGCACACCCGGGAAGCAAGUCACAGACUAUGCACCCAACUGCUGCUGUUCAGUCCGGGGAAAAUGAAAGGUGGCGUGCUAUGGUUCAUUUCUUUCUUCACCUUCACUGAUGGCCACGGUGGCUUCCUGGGGAGAAAUGAUGGCAUGAAAUCAAAAAGAGAACUCCUUGUGAAUAAGAAAAACCAUCUAGGCCCAGUCCAAGAAUAUGAGCUGCUGCUUCAGUUGACCUAUGGAGAUUCCGAGGAGAAGAGAGAUUUGAGGAAUUUUCUGAAGCUCUUGAAACCUCCAUUAUUAUGGUCACAUGGGCAAGUGAAGAUUAUCAGAGCAAAAGCUACCACACACUGCAGCAGCCUACAUGGGGUCCUUCAGUGUACCUGUGAAGACAGCUACACCUGGUUUCCUCCCUCAUGCCUCGAUCCCCAGAACUGCUACCUCCACACGGCUGGAACAUUCCCGAGCUGUGAAUGUCAUAACAACCUUAGCCAGAGUGUCAAUUUCUGCGAGAGAACAAAGAUUUGGGGCACUUUCAAAAUUAAUGAAAGGUUUACAAAUGACCUUUUGAAUUCAUCUUCUGCUGUAUACUCCAAAUAUGCAACUGGAAUUGAAAUUCAACUUAAAAAAGCAUACAAAAGAAUUCAAGGUUUUGAGUCCGUUCAGGUCACCCAAUUUCGAAAUGGAAGCAUUGUUGCUGGAUAUGAAGUUGUUGGUUCCAGACAUGCAUCUGAACUGCUGUCAGCCAUUGAAGAGGUUGCAGAGAAGGCUAAGGCAGCCCUUCGCAAGCUGUUCCCAUUAGAAGACAGUUCUUUCAGAGUGUUCAGAAAAGCCCAGUGUAACGACAUUGUCUUUGGAUUUGGGUCCAAGGAUGAUGAAUAUACCCUGCCCUGCAGCAGUGGCUACAGGGGAAACAUCACAGGCAGGUGUCAGUCCUCUGGGUGGCAGGUCAUCAGGGAGACUUGUGUGCUUCCUCAGCUCGAAGAACUGAAGAAGAAUUUCAGUAUGAUCGUAGGCAAUGCCACUGAGGCAGCUGUGUCAUCCUUGGUGCGAAAUCUUUCUGUCAUCAUUCAGCAAAGCCCAUCAUCCACAGUGGGAAAUCUGGCUUUGGCGGUGUCGAUUCUGGGCAAUAUUUCAUCUCUGUCACUGGCCAGCCAUUUCAAGGUGUCCAAUUCAACAAUGGAGGAUGUCAUCAACAUAGCUGACCAUAUCCUUAGCUCAGCCUCAGUAACCAGCUGGACAGUCUUACUGCAGGAAGAAAAGCAUGCCAGCUCACGGUUACUAGAGACAUUGGAAAACAUCAGCGCUCUGGUGCCUCCAACAGCUCUUCCUUUGAAUCUUUCUCGGAAAUUCAUUAACUGGAGAGGGAUUCCAGUGACCAAAAGCCAACUCAAAGGGGGUUACAACUAUCAGAUUGAAAUGUUUCCCCCAAAUACAUCUAUUCCCGUCAGAGGCCAUGUGUUAAUUGGGUCAGACCAAUUCCAGAGAUCCCAUCCAGAAACCAUUAUCAGCAUGGCCUCGUUGACUCUGGGGAACAUUCUACCUAUUUCUAAAAAUGGAAAUGCUCAGGUCAAUGGACCUGUGAUAUCCACAGUUAUUCAAAACUAUUCCAUAAAUGAAGUUUUCCUGAUUUUUUCCAAGAUAGAGUCAAACCUGAGCCAGCCUCAUUGUGUAUUUUGGGAUUUCAGUCAUUUGCAGUGGAGCGAUGCAGGCUGCCAUCUAGUGAAUGAAACUCCAGACACUGUGAUGUGCCGAUGUACUCACUUGACCUCCUUCUCCAUGUUGAUGUCACCUUUUGUCCCCACUACGAUCCUCCCCGUUGUGAAAUGCAUCACCUACGUGGGACUGGGUAUCUCCAUUGGAAGUCUCAUCUUAUGCCUGAUCAUCGAGGCUCUGUUUUGGAAGCAGAUUAAAAAAAGCCAAACCUCACACACACGUCAUAUUUGCAUGGUGAAUGUAGCCCUGUCCCUGUUGAUUGCCGAUGUCUGGUUUAUUGUUGGUGACACAGUGGGCACCACAGUGAACCCUUCUGGAGUCUGCACAGCUGCUGUGUUCUUUACACACUUCUUCUACCUCUCUUUGUUCUUCUGGAUGCUCAUGCUUGGUAUCCUGCUGGCUUAUCGGAUCAUCCUCGUGUUCCAUCACAUGGCCCGGCCUUUGAUGAUGGCUGUCGGAUUCUGCCUGGGGUAUGGGUGCCCUCUCAUUAUAUCUGUCAUCACCAUUGCCGUCACACAACCUCGCAAUACCUACCAAAGGAAAGAUGUGUGUUGGCUUAACUGGUCCAGAGGAAGCAAACCACUCCUGGCUUUUGUUAUCCCUGCACUGGCUAUUGUGGCUGUGAACUUCCUUGUGGUGCUGCUAGUUCUCAUAAAGCUCUGGAGGCCAGCUGUUGGGGAGAGACUGAGUCAGGAUGACAAGACCACCAUCGUCCGCAUGGGGAAAAGCCUCCUCAUUCUGACUCCUCUGCUAGGGCUCACCUGGGGCUUUGGAAUAGGAACAAUAGUGGACAGCCAGAAUCCGGCUUGGCAUGUUAUUUUUGCUUUACUCAAUGCAUUCCAGGGAUUUUUUAUCUUAUGCUUUGGAAUACUCUUGGAUAGUAAGCUGCGACAACUUCUGUUCAACAAGUUGUCUGCCUUAAGUUCUUGGAAGCAAACAGCAAAGAGUUUGAAUGAAAGAGCAGGACCCCAAGGACCCCAGAUGACAGAUGAUGAGCAGCAAAACUCAUCAGAUUUAUCUGCCAAACUCAAAUUCUCAAAGCCUUUCAACCCAUUGCAAAACAAAGGCCACUAUGCAUUUACUCAUACUGGAGAGUCUUCCAAUGACAUCAUGCUAACUCAGUUUUUCUCAACUGAAUAAGCAAGGAACCAUAAAAUCAAGAAAAACAUUUCAAAACAACUUGACAUUUAGAGAUAAAUGCCAAUGAAGAAAUUAUGCUCAGUAUUAGAUUGGAUUUUCUGAUUUAGGAGUCCGGGAAUAAAACAAGAAUGUCUCAGUGGCUU
Callithrix jacchus (white-tufted-ear marmoset) is the source of this 3196-nucleotide messenger RNA. RefSeq names its product adhesion G protein-coupled receptor F1 (gene ADGRF1). The record is from RefSeq and is a predicted model, not a curated record. Lineage: Eukaryota; Metazoa; Chordata; Mammalia; Primates; Cebidae. Gene Ontology annotation, biological process: adenylate cyclase-activating G protein-coupled receptor signaling pathway; regulation of lipid metabolic process; synapse assembly. Gene Ontology annotation, molecular function: G protein-coupled receptor activity. Gene Ontology annotation, cellular component: cytoplasmic vesicle; plasma membrane.